Aspergillus heteromorphus CBS 117.55 is the source of this 1428-nucleotide messenger RNA. Its product is annotated as citrate synthase. NCBI's taxonomy places the organism in Eukaryota, Fungi, Ascomycota, Eurotiomycetes, Eurotiales, Aspergillaceae. Gene Ontology annotation, cellular component: mitochondrial matrix. The coding region runs from base 13 to 1428 and encodes 471 amino acids. The transcript is spliced from 5 exons. The record is from RefSeq and is a predicted model, not a curated record. Gene Ontology annotation, biological process: carbohydrate metabolic process; tricarboxylic acid cycle.
CUUGCUUUCACAAUGAUAUACACACUGUCAUCCUGGCUGGGUCGAUUUUUCGACGCCGGCAAGAGUCUGCUGCCGCUACAGGGAAACUACAUCAAUGCCCUGCUCGAGCAUGAGCUGCCGGGCGAGCGUGAGGGCACGCUGACCGUGCGCGACAAUCGAACGGGCUCGAAGUAUACCAUUCCCAUUGUGCGGAACGCGGUGCCAGCCAUGGGAUUCCGUCAAAUCUGUGUCGACCGUGCAGAUAAGACCCUGCGCCAGCAGUUUGAGGAUGGCCUUAGAGUGAUUGACCCGGGCUAUCGCAACACGGCCGUGAAGAUGUCGAGCAUUACAUACAUUAAUGGCAACGAAGGGAUCAUCCUGUAUCGCGACCAUCCCUUGGGAUCCCUCAUCGGCAAGAGCUACGAGGAGAUCACACACUUGCUUAUCUGGGGAUCUUUGCCCACUUCGGAGCAGCGCCUUCACUUCCAGCGCCGAAUUGCGCAGGCGAUGGUGGUUCCGGACAACGUGUUUCAGCUCAUCGCAUCUUUCCCACGCACCACGCCUCCUAUGGUAGUCCUUGGCGCAGCACUGACGGGGUUUCUGGCGGACCAGCCCGAGCUGAUCCCAGCCCACGCAGGCGCGAACCUCUACAACAAGCGGCCAGAGAUGGUCGAUGCACAGAUAAUCCGCACCCUGGCGAUUGUGGCUGUCAGUGCUGCACUUGCUCACUGCCACAUGACUGGCCGCACAUUCCGAAACCCGGACCUGAAUCUCAGCUACAUUGAGAACAUCUUACACAUGGGAGGAUUCGUGGACGACAACGCGGCUGUGACGCCUGAGAAGGCGGCCGAGAUCCUCACGAAGGCAUGGGCUCUGUAUGCGGACCAUGAGAUGACCAACUCGACGUCGGCCUUUCUCCACACCUCGUCGACACUAACCGAUCCGCUGUCAGCAAUGGUGGCGUGCGCGAUGUCCGGAUACGGGCUUUUGCACGGAGGAGCGAUCGACGCAGCCUACAAGGGCAUGCGCGACAUCGGUGGCGUUGAGAACGUGCCCAAAUUGAUCGAAAGGGUCGUCAGAAAGGAGUGCCGACUUUCUGGGUACGGACAUCGGAUCUACAAGCAGGUAGAUCCGCGGGCCAAGUACGUGCGGGAGAUGCUGGACGAGCUGACGCGGAACCGCGAUAUUCGCGAGAUGGACCCGAUCCUGCAGGUGGCAAUGGAAAUCGACCGAGUUGCCAGUACCAAUGAGUACUUUGUCAAGCGAAACCUGCAGGCCAAUGCGGACCUGUACGGGAGUUUCGUUUACACAGCGCUGGGCAUCACUCCCCAGUUUGCGACAGUGCUGGCUGCGUGCUCGCGGGUGUCUGGUGUGAUGGCACAUUGGAAGGAACAGACAGAACGCACUCCGGACCUUUGGCGGCCUCUGCAGGUGUACGUCCCCAACUGA